Molecule: messenger RNA, 1167 nt
Organism: Aspergillus tanneri
Lineage: Eukaryota; Fungi; Ascomycota; Eurotiomycetes; Eurotiales; Aspergillaceae
Exons: 3
Coding region: 1-1167 (388 amino acids)
Source: RefSeq, a predicted model, not a curated record
AUGGCUCAAAGUUGGGAAUCGUAUCAAAGUUUCCUGCAGCGACGUGACGUCCGCAAUUCAGACAAGGAAGCCGCGAAAGACGCUUUCAUGUUGGUAGAACGAUUGAAAUCCGGAAGACAGGGCCUGUUCCGGCAGCAAAUUGAUGCUCUCAUGCUUCCAGAGAAGCGCUACCUCCUGGACCAGACAGGUCUCCCAUUUCUUUCCACCAUAGCUGAAGAUUCGAUGAUAUUUCUCAAUGCAACAACCGACCAGGACCAGGUGAGGGCGUUCCUUAGAAAGAACCUGCUUCACCUGAUCCCAGAGGAAAUUUUGGGUUUGAUGGCACAAGAUCUCUCAGAGCGCCUCAGACGUGUCCGCACAAAAGGAGACGACAAACUUCCCGAUGAUACCAUUACGUACCCCACGCGGAUCAGAGGAUGGCUAGAUCUGUACCGACUUGAUCUGAAUUUCCUCUCAUUCACCCCAGAGGCAACAGCCCUCCAUGACGUGACCAAGAGCACCUUUACCCUCUCAGCUGUGCUAUCCAGUGUCGAUCGCCAAAGCGUCCUUCCAACCCUUGAUGCAGUGGUUCAGAAAACGUUUGUCACGCUAGCAGAUGAUCCCGAGGUGAGAGACACCUUCGUCGACAACAUAGUGGGAGCCCUCACGGGUGAAGGUGACGAAGCAGUUCAAUAUAACCAGUACUACAUGUCCAGUGCUGUGGGUAGCAGCACAAGUGCUCACCUUCCCGGUCAGCUCCAUCACAAGCCUCUCCUUGCAAACUUUACCUCACCACCAGCGGCGGCACCUGGCGGUGGCUCUGCGCAUACGGAGAAGUCUUACUUCCUUCGGGUGCCCAUAGGCUCCUCUGCCAAGGCAAUCAUGCCCAUCCAAACCAUGUUCUCGGGGUACAUUGCCAAGAAUCACCCUGAUGUGCGGUUCAAUGUUUCGUGCGUAGAGGACGAUGAAAUCGGAUCCAGAUUGCGUAUGACAGUGAGACUGCUCGAUCCGCCGGCAAGCAAUGAUGGAACCUCUCAAACGGGACCGCGCGGCAUUGGAAAUGGGCAAACUUAUCGUGUUUUAACACCUGCCGAGGCUCAUAAUUUCUGGGACGAUGUGCUGGAGGUCGGCAAGACCAUUGUUGAGAAGGCAGUAAUUCCGAUUGUCGUGCAUUGGUUUGGUUUCUAA